Messenger RNA from Daucus carota subsp. sativus, 720 nucleotides. RefSeq names its product auxin-responsive protein SAUR21-like. Lineage: Eukaryota; Viridiplantae; Streptophyta; Magnoliopsida; Apiales; Apiaceae. Bases 208 to 516 code for a protein of 102 amino acids. Gene Ontology annotation, biological process: response to auxin. The record is from RefSeq and is a predicted model, not a curated record. The transcript has a single exon.
UUUAGUAAAAAGUUCUUACCAGACAUCUCAUUUUCUGGAAUAUUGAAAGAAUUUAAGUACAAAAGGUACUGAGGUAUCUACUAUAAAUACCAGUGACACCAUCAGUAUUUCAACAAACCAUAAGUGCUAAGUAUAUGCAAACUUGAAGUUCUCUGAUCCCCUUAGAAGGCCAAUAUAUCUUUGUUUAGCUUCAAGUAGCUGACAAUUAUGGGAAUCGGCGGCAUGCCUUCUGUGAUUCUUGGUGCCAAGAAAAUCUGGAAGCUCCACUCUCUUCUUGCUAAGAAUGACUCCAAUGUUCCUAAAGGCUAUUUUGCAGUUUAUGUUGGUGAAAUUCAGAGGAAGCGGUUUAUAGUUCCGGUCUCCUACCUAAAGCAUCCUUCAUUUCAGAACUUGCUGCGUUAUGCAGAGGAAGAGUUUGGCUUUGAUCAUCCAAUGGGAGGUUUAACUAUUCCAUGCAAAGAAGAUGUUUUCAUUAAUCUUACUGCUAAGUUAAAUUUACAACGGUAUAAGUUGUAGCUGUAGCAGUCUGUUGUUUGUGUUGAUCAGAAUUGCCGACUUGGAUUGGUUAUUGUAUAUAGUUAAUUAGUAAGUAUACCUUAGCUCUAUGGAGACCUAGCAAUGUAUUUUACUCUGCUGCUGACAUUUCUGGGAAUAUAAAGAUCUAAUUCCUAGAGAGUUAGAAUGUGUAACCUCUUGUAAUAACAAAGCUACUUUCUCUUA